This is a messenger RNA of Colletotrichum lupini, 1980 nucleotides long. Its product is annotated as major facilitator superfamily transporter. Bases 1 to 1980 code for a protein of 659 amino acids. Gene Ontology annotation, biological process: transmembrane transport. Gene Ontology annotation, molecular function: transmembrane transporter activity. NCBI's taxonomy places the organism in Eukaryota, Fungi, Ascomycota, Sordariomycetes, Glomerellales, Glomerellaceae. The record is from RefSeq and is a predicted model, not a curated record. The transcript is spliced from 12 exons.
AUGUUCCAUCACGGUCCGCACCAAGUAGGCGAGCGCCGGGGGUGGGGCGGGGCCGGGACGGGAAACCUGUCGGGAAAGCUGUUCCGUCCGGGUAAAACAACUGACCGGCCCGGUCGUUUGCGGGGAACCCCCGUUUGGGUAUGCGUUUCCGUAAAGUUUAUCAGCAGCGAUCCUUCAAUUCUCGGCCUGUUUAAAGCCCAUUCAGAUAAUCCUCCACCACCUAACCCAGGACAGCGGUUGCAGCACAACCCUUUAGAGUUAUCGACCGGCCCGCAUGACGCUGCUUAUCUGCGUAUCUCCAUGUUGGGGUGGCUGACAGAUAAACCGGGGAAGCACCAACUACCGAUAACCACGAUAAGCCUUUACUGGCUCGCAGUAGGUCUACGAAUCGAACUGUCCAACAUGGCUGCCAAUACCAGGCCCAUCGACUCAUCCCCAGACUCGACACCCGCGGUCUCUAGCACGUCUCCAGUGCUCUCUUCAAACACCAUGGCAACUACACAGACAAAGGACGACACCAAGAUCCCCGAGACGACUAGCUAUCCCGAAGCGACUGACCAUGCCGCCGGCACCAGCUACGUGUACGAUGAGGGCGCCGUCGAGAACGUCGACGAGGCCUACCUCCGGGCCUCCAAGUCGACGAAGUUCUACAGAGGCGUGUUGUUCCAGAUGAUCCUUUUUGGAGCGCUGUCCUUCGUCGGUCCUGCCAUGUCGGACGCCAUCUCUAACCUCGGGGGUGGUGGUCUCUCGACACCAUACUUGGCCAACUUGGCGACUGCCCUCAGCUAUAUGGCCGGCUGUCUGAUCACCGUAUUUGGCGGACCUCUGAUCAACAAGAUUGGAAUCAAGUGGUCUUGUAUGAUCGCCGCCGUCACCAUGCCUCUUGCUGGUUCGGCCUACUAUGUGAGCGCAAAGUACUCGAUAGACUGGUAUCUUCUCUUUGCAAGACUCCUUGGGGGGUUCACAUCUGGUUUUCUCUACGUCGCCGAGACGGCUGCCAUGCUGUCGUAUCCGGAAGCAGACGACAGAGGUUUCUACCUGGGUAUCUGGUCUGCCAUGAGAAACUCUGGCAGUGUCAUGGGAGGCGCCAUCAACUUCUCGACCAACUACUCCAAGGCCAAUGCUGGUGGUAUCGCGUGGUCCACUUACUUGAUCUUCGUCGGCUUCGAAUGCACUGGAACGAUCUGGGCUCUCCUCCUAUCUCCCACCAGACGCGUACGACGUCGUAACGGCGCAAAGAUCCCCAUGGCCAGCAGCAUCAGCUGGAAGAGAGAACUCAUUGCGUUGUGGAGACACUUGCAGCGCCCAAAGACAUGGCUCAUGUCCAUCCCGGCCUUCUACUCCUUCUUCUUUGGCGGAACCAUGGGCACCUAUCUCUCCCUGCACUUCUCCGUCCGGGCCCGCGCACUUUCGUCGCUGAUUACUCCGGCAAUCACCAUUGUCAUGGUCCUCGCCUACGGAAAACUCUUGGACACGUCCCGCUGGUCACAAGCCCGGCGAGCGUGGAUCUCUUUCUUCUUCUGGGUCAUCCCCCAGGCCAUGUGCUUCAUCUGGAUCGGCAUCGAGUACAGCAAGUUCGGCGGAGGCAAAAUCGAGGAGGCCCUCGACUACGAGUUGCACACCAGAAGAUGGGCCGAAGCUUACCUUCCCUAUCUGAUCAUGUUUUCAACCGGUUACUGGACCCAAUUGUCUCUCUACUGGAUUCUCGGCACCUUCUCCACGGACGUUGGAUCCUCUUCCCGCUCGGGUGGUCUGUUCCGCGCUUUUGAGACGGCCGGCCAGGCCGUCUCGUACGCUCUCAACUCCAAGACCAGCGCCGACCCUAGAAUUCCUUUCUAUGUUAAUGCUGCACUGAUGGCUAUCACUAUUCCUUGCAUGGUAUUCCUCAUCAGGCUGGUUCCGGAGGCGCCUGCUUCAACGGACAUAGAUGCGGGAGAUGUUGUUGAAGAUCAGGCAGAACGGGACCCUGAUAACAAAUAG